AUGCCUGACAUUGGGUUCCUGGAUCUCCCGGUGGAGAUUCAAAUCAAGAUUAUUCAGAUGGCGAUUCCUCCAAUGGUCCUACCAGAACACAUCACCACGACCGGAAGCGUGGUGAGUAAUGAGCGCGCGGCAACCAACGGUAUCAUGGCAACAUGCCACAAGUUUAGAAGCCUCCUUCUCAAAGCUCGACCCCUUGUCGGCCAAAACCCCUACACCGGUCAACUAUUCACGUUUGACCCUGAACGCGACACCCUUUUGGUCAAAGGGAUGAACUUGCCGGCCUUUCUCUCAUGUACUCAGAAACCGAACCAUCACACCAUUCGCCGCCUGAUGACCUUUUCCAAAUUUCCAGUGCUCCCUCCUGAACAGGACUAUAGCGGGCGGGUUUCGGAGCAUCAUGGGGGUUGGCUGCUUAGGACAGUACCGACAUGGGCCACCAAUGACUCAGAUUAUGGCUCAAUUUAUAACUGGUAUUGGCGAAUUAUACCAUUCGAAACAAGCCUUCCCGUCGCCCGAGAUGUCGGUUCACUGCAAGAGAUGAUUGUUGUUGUACAGAAUGCUCCUGGUUGGCACAUACCUUCAUUUCAGCAGUACGGCCCAGAGCCGGAACCGCAGCGAACUGACCCAGUAUUGGGGAAUCUCAACCACCCUGUUCACCAUGUGGGGAUCCGCUGGACCCAUCCUGAGACAGACCACAGCUCGUAUCGAGUCCCAAUGAUUGGGCUCCAUGGAUACAGCAAGACUUCCCGCCGCCGACGCAACCAGGAGUAUGCUAUGGGCGGGCAGUGGGCGGGGUUUCGUUACGAUAUCAACACCCAGGAGGUCGAAUUUCGACCACUCACCUGGGAUGAAGUCGAGCACAUUGUGCACCGACAGCAGCAGCCACAGCACGGUCGAAGGCUUCCGGAUGACCAGGACCCCGAAUUUGUGGCUCGGAUUUAGAUUGUUCGAGACCAAAAUGAGCUUCCCGGUGGUGCCUAUGGAUGGGUAAAGGUUGAGGAGUAUGACAGGGACACGGAUAAACCUUGGGUUGGAGAACUGAUGACAACAUGGAACAUGGUUCGGGCCACACUCAAUCGCCGUGAUACCAGUUCCUGCCAGUAUAAGGUUGGUCUCCAAUUGAUCGAUUGAAAUGUCUUUGAGUGUGACCGUAGGUUUCACAGUAUGUCGAGAGUCUUUCGCGAUAUAAGGCUGCUGGGG
Fusarium redolens is the source of this 1200-nucleotide messenger RNA. RefSeq lists its product as uncharacterized. The transcript has a single exon. The record is from RefSeq and is a predicted model, not a curated record. The coding region runs from base 1 to 942 and encodes 313 amino acids. NCBI's taxonomy places the organism in Eukaryota, Fungi, Ascomycota, Sordariomycetes, Hypocreales, Nectriaceae.